Molecule: messenger RNA, 525 nt
Organism: Helobdella robusta
Lineage: Eukaryota; Metazoa; Annelida; Clitellata; Rhynchobdellida; Glossiphoniidae
Exons: 4
Biological process (GO): protein dephosphorylation
Molecular function (GO): protein serine/threonine phosphatase activity
Source: RefSeq, a predicted model, not a curated record
AUGUGUGAAUAUGUGCGUGCGUGUGUGUGCGUGCGUGUGUGUGUUGUGUAUUUACGUCACCACCCCCACCACAACAGACUAUGCAUUCAGAUAGUGAAACAUUUGGACCUGAACAACAGUCGAGACUGCCUGGUUGGUAUGUUUGACGGGGGUCGCAAUCAGGAACUGCCGAAGCUCAUAGCUAAGAAAGUUCAUCAGAUUGUACUAGACGAAAUAAACCAUCCGACUACCAAUGAAAAGUUCUUGAAAUACUCAAUGUUAACAGCUCACAGGAAUCUCAAACAGACCGGGCAGAAGCUGGGCAUGUCCGGUGCAUUGUGUCACAUCAGAAAAUCAACAUCGAGUAGAAACGGUGCGACUGGCUUUCUACUGACCGUCGCGAAUGUCGGCGAUGUUGAGGCUGUUUUGUGUCGCAAGGGCGAAGCCGUACUCCUCACGCGAAAAUUCGUAGCGACUUGCGACCACGAAGAAGUGCAGAGAGUCUGCAAGUCUGACGGGAUUAUUACGGAGGAUGGAAAAGUUAAC